Messenger RNA from Equus quagga, 2705 nucleotides. Its product is annotated as sushi domain-containing protein 3-like. NCBI's taxonomy places the organism in Eukaryota, Metazoa, Chordata, Mammalia, Perissodactyla, Equidae. Bases 1300 to 2187 code for a protein of 295 amino acids. The record is from RefSeq and is a predicted model, not a curated record. Gene Ontology annotation, cellular component: plasma membrane. The transcript is spliced from 7 exons.
CCCAAGAAGACACCCCACACCCCUUGGUGGCCACUCCCCACUCACCUCCCCCCAGCCCCUGCCUCUGCUCCACUUUGUCUCUGUGGAGUUGCCUGUUCUGGACCUUUCACAUAAAUGGAGUCACACACUGUGGUCUUCUGUGCCUGGCCCCAUGCCCGGAGCAUCACGUCCUCAGGGUUCACCCACAUUGUGCGUGUGUCAGUGCUUCACUCCUUUUAUUGCCCAGUGACGUUCCCCCGUGUGCAUGGACCCCAUUUUAUGUACCCAUCGUCAGCUGAGGACGUUGGGUUGCCUCUCCUUUUUCGCUGUUAAGAACAGUGCUGCUUUGAAUGCUGGUGGUGUGAGGUUUUGUGCGGACGGUGUCCCCUUCUCCGGGGUAUUUAGCGAGGAGGGUGUCGCUGCAUUGUGUGGUAAUUCUUCGUGUCACUGUUGGAGGAGCUGCCGCAGCUGCUGCCCCAUUCACAGCCCCCCGGCAGGGCAUGAGGGCUCAUUUCUGCCACCCUGGCACACCUGUCACCCUCUGCCCUUCGCGGGUACAGCGGGUGUGGGAUGGGGAGCAGGGCCACCUGCUGAGGGGACCUCCCUUCCCUGCAGGCUGACGAUGCUGAGCAUCUUCUCGGGGUGUAUUGGCGGCCACUGGCCUCUCUUUAGAGAAAUGUCUGUUCAGAUCCUUUGCCCCUUUAUAAAUUGCUUUGUCUGUUUAUAAUUCCAUGUAAUAACUUAAACGUUCUGGAUACAAGUCCCUCAUCAGACAUGAUUUGCAGAUACUUUCUCCCCUCUGUGGGUUGUCUUUUCAUGUUCUCGGUAAGGCGCUUUGAAGCACAAAUGGUUUUAGUUUUAAUAAAAUCCAGUUUGUCUGAUUUUUUCUUUUCUUAUUUGUCUUUUGUCGUCAUAUCUAGGAAACCCUUGCAUAAUCCAAGGUCAAGAGGAUUCAUCCCUAUGCUUUCUUCUAAGAGUGUCAUAGUUUUAGCUCUUAUAUUUAGGUCCUUGAGUUAAUGUCUGUAUGUGGUGUGAGGAGAGGUCCACCUUCAUUCUUUUGCGUGUGGAUGUUAUUGUCCCAAGAUCAAUCGUUGAAAUACUGUUCUCGUCCCGUCGAAUGGUCCUGGCAGCCUUGUCGAAACCAGCUGACUCAAACUUGAGCUUAUUUCUGGGCGCUCAGCUCUGCCCCCAGCCCUGCUCUGCCGGUCACCUAGCUUUGUGUGGGAGGUUUCAAAAUGGGGAAGUGUGACUCCUCCAGCUUUGUUCUCCUUUUUCAAGAUUGUUUUUGUUUGGGCCACUCCAGGUCUUUUGCAUUUCCUUAUGAAUUUGAGGAUCAGCUUUCAAUUUCUGCAGAGAUUGGGGCUGGAAGUUGACGGGAUCUUGCUGAAUGUGAGCAGAAUCGAGCCUUCGCAGAGUGGGAUGCUGUGCCUUCCACAUGGAGCCCCUGCACGGCUGCUUCCAGGUGGACGCAGCCCAGCGCCUCUCUCCUGCAUCAUGCUAAGCAAGGGAAUCCAGACAAAGAGCACGUGCGCACAAGUGCAGCCGCCCCCGCGGGGCACGCUCCAGCUCCUUCGUGGUGAUGGCGCUUCUGUGGGGACUGUCAUCGUGUUCCACUGCCCCUCAGGCCACCAGAUGGUGGGGUCCGGCCUCCUCACCUGUACCUGGAAGGGGAGCAUUGCUGAGUGGUCUUCAGGGACCCCUGUGUGCAAGGCCGUGCCUCCCUCCGAGACCUUCGGCUUCAGGGUGGCUGUGAUUGCCUCCAUCGUCAGCAGUGCCAUCAUCCUGCUCAUGUCCAUGGCCUUCCUCACUUGCUGCCUCCUGAAGUGCGUGAAGAGGAGUGAGCAGCGGCGCUCAGACAGGGCGGCCCAGCUGUGGCUCCAGCUGAGAGAGGGGGACUUGGAGACCGUGCAGCCCGCCUACCUCGGUCUCAAGGGCCUGAGAAACAACGGCGGUGGUGGCGGGGAGCUGGGGAGCCGGCAUGGCCAGGCGCACGACAACCACAGCUUCACCACAGACAUCAGUGAGGGCACCAGAGAGCUGGCCGGCGUGGCCUGUGGCGUGGACAAGGACCCCUGGGCCCCCAGUGGCCCCACUGACUCACCCUACACCCAGGUGGUGGUGCACACGGUGUACCCAGGGCAGAGGCUGCCUGCCUCCAGGCCCACCUCAAGGAUGCCCAGACAGCCCGCCACCUACAUCCCAGGGUGACUGAAGCCGAGGCCGGAGCUUGCCCUGCACAAUGGAGGGCCACACCAGCCCCACCAGCCCCACCAGCCCCACCAGCCUGCUGCCUGCAUCUCGACAUGUCUCCAGCUCCAGAUGGGUCAGUGAAAGCAGCUUCCGGGUUUAGGGAUCCCACCGGGUGCCGAGCUGGGACCCCGGCUGGGAUGCCCUGUCCCGAGGGAGCCCAGCUGUAGCAGUUUUUAUAGGCAGGCUUGAAGCCGGUGAGGGUCACAGAACCGCUGCCCUCCCUCUGCCCAGGCUCCUUUCCAGAUGCUGGGGACGUUUUAAGCGCAUCUAGUUUUGCAUAGCGAGGGGGAAGGCCACCAACUCCUCCGCAGCGGUCGCAGCUGCCGCCUCGCCCCCUCCCCGGCCCGCCCUCCCGGGGCUGCUGCCUGUGCGCAGGGACCCAGCGGGGUGCCGCACCCUCUCUCUGGAAGUUGUGGUAAGGGGUGUGACAUACGCAGUAAUUUUUCUAAUCCUGAAAAAUACAAAGGUAAAAAUCA